AUGAAGAUUGCAAUCACCGGAGCAGGCGGCUUUGUAGGCCAACUCCUCGCCGAACACCUCCUUCUCGCAGAUCACGAAGUCCUCCUCAUCGACAUCUUUGAACCACCAGUCCCUCCCAAAGCCUCCUCAAAAUCCUCAAAAGCAAAAUGCAUCAAAGCAGAUCUCUAUUCCGAUAGUGCCUCAGUAAUUCCUUCGGAUCUGGAUGCUAUCUAUGUUUUCCAUGGAAUCAUGUCUGCAGGCAGCGAAGCCGAUUUCGAUCUGGGGUAUCGAGUGAACCUGCAAUCGACUUUGAAUCUGCUGGAGACAUUGAGACAGAAGUGCAAAGGUGUGAGGGUUGUUUAUGCGUCUAGUACGGCUAUCUAUGGACAACCUCUGCCUGAAUUGCCUUCAGAGGCCACCCUACCUACACCUUCUUCGUCCUACGGCACUCAAAAAUCAAUGAUUGAAUAUGCGAUCAACGACUUUACUCGCAGAGGAUUCAUCAAUGGGUUUACGCUUCGCUUCCCUACCAUCUCUGUGCGGCCGGGCAAACCCACUCAAGCUGCAUCGUCAUGGAUGAGUGGCAUGUUCAGAGAGCCUUUGCAAGGUAUACCCUCAACACUACCUUGUGCCGAUGACUUCGAGGCUUGGUUAUGCUCUCCCCGCAUCUUGGUUGCCAACCUCCUUCAUGUCUUGACAUUGGACCGAGAUAGUCUGCCUUCUCAUAUGCGCCAGAUCAAUUUGCCUGGUAUCACGGCUAGUGUCAAAGAGAUGCUACAAGCGCUUGAGGAGGUGGGAGGCAAGCAAGCGGUGGAUUUGAUCAAGAGAGAAGAACCGACCAAGGAAAUCAAGGAUAUGUUGGAUUCGUGGCCGAUUAGGUUUGAUGUCAGUAAAGCGAUGGAUCUGGGCUUCAAGCGAGAUGAAAAGUUCAGAGAUGCGGUGGAAGACUUCAAGAAGAGUUUGCAGGAGUAA
Molecule: messenger RNA, 951 nt
Organism: Aureobasidium melanogenum CBS 110374
Lineage: Eukaryota; Fungi; Ascomycota; Dothideomycetes; Dothideales; Saccotheciaceae
Product: putative nucleoside-diphosphate-sugar epimerase
Exons: 1
Coding region: 1-951 (316 amino acids)
Source: RefSeq, a predicted model, not a curated record